UACAUACCAUAAACAGCAAUCGCAACUUUAAUUCCAUAAAAGGAAAUCAAGAGUAUUCGAAAAACAGGCCAAGGUAAUAUCAGGUAUGAAGGCAUCAGAGAUUGAAACCGGAGAAGCUUCCAUGAUUCAAAAGUCACCAGCAGCAGGAAUCAACAGAGGAAUGACGAUACUCGAUGUCAUUCUUAGACUUGUUGCCAUUGCUUCGACAGUGGCAGGUGCUGUGGUGAUGGCGACCAGUGAUCAGCAACUGCAGUUUUUCACACAAGUCGCUGUUUUCAACGUCGAAUAUGAUGAUUUUUCUACUCUACGCUAUUUUGUUGUUAUUAAUUCGCUAGCAGCUGCGUACUUUGCUCUCUCUAUACCGCUUGCCCUCAUGCAAAUCGCCAGAAGUGCAGCUAAACAGAGCAGAGCCCUCUUGAUCAUCAUGGAUACGGUGACACUGGGGCUACUCAUGUCAGCAGCAUCAGCAGCUGCUGCAAUAUUAUUUCUGGCGCAUAAUGGGAAUAAUUCGGCUAACUGGAACUCCAUCUGCAACCAGUUUACUGAUUUUUGCCAUCGAGCCUCGGGUUCCUUAAUUGGCUCUUUCAUUGCCAUUGUCAUCCUCAUGCUCCUCAUUUUCAUGUCCACUGCAGCAUUGGCACGAAGCUAAUAUAUACGUUUGAUUAAUUGCAGAGCGCGUGUGCCUAUCCUGUACUUUAAUAGUCGACGAUGUAUUAGGUUUGGUGUGUCAUGUAUGUAUUUCACUAUUUUUUAUAAUUACAAUCAAUCAAGCAAGGCCAAAUUUGUACUGCUUUCAGAAAGAUUAUGAAUACCAUCGUUCUCUUUCGUA
Molecule: messenger RNA, 829 nt
Organism: Daucus carota subsp. sativus
Lineage: Eukaryota; Viridiplantae; Streptophyta; Magnoliopsida; Apiales; Apiaceae
Product: casparian strip membrane protein 1-like
Exons: 3
Coding region: 86-649 (187 amino acids)
Source: RefSeq, a predicted model, not a curated record